AUGAAUAAAAAACUAUUUGCUUUUAUUGCAGUGUUGUGCUUCUUAGAAGUUGUUCUCUCUAAUACCUGUCCUUUUUGUACAUAUAGCCCUACUGGCGAUGAUUCAGCUGGCUAAUGUACCAGCUGCCCUAGUGGAACAUGUACACAAAAUAAUGGAACAGUUGGAUAAAGCUCAACUGCAUGUACAAUUAAUGCAUGUCCUAUAGGAACAUAUAAUUAUUCAGGUUUUGAUUAUAGCAUUAAUGGAAAUCCUUGUUUAAGUUGUAAUCCAGGUACGUCAACUCCUACUAGUCAUACUAGAGGAACAAGUUAGGCUUCUUGUACUGUUACUCUUAAAGCAUGUCCUAAAGGUAGCUAUUCUUCAUCAGGAUUUGAUACAGAUGGAUCUGGAUCUGGAGCUGGAUGUACUACUUGUAAUGCAGGUACAUAAACUCCUAAUACUUAAACUAAAGGAACAGAUUAAUCUGCUUGUACUCUUAAAGCAUGUGCUAAAGGUAAUUUUUCUGCUUCAGGAUUUGAUACAGACGGAUCUGGAGCUGGAUGUACUGCUUGUAAUGUAGGUACAUCAACCCCUAAUCCCUAAACUAUAGGAACAGAUUAAUCUGUUUGUACUGUUACUGUUAAAGCAUGUGCUAAAGGUAGUUAUUCUUCCUUAGGAUUUGAUACAGACGGAUCUGGAACGGGAUGUACUACUUGUAAUACAGGUACAUCAACUCCUAAUACUUAAACAAAAGGAUUAGAUUAAUCUGCUUGUACUCUUAAAGCAUGUGCUAAAGGUAAAUAUUCUGCUUCAGGAUUUGAUACAGACGGAUCUGGAGCUGGAUGUUCUGCUUGUAAUGCCGGUACAUCAACCUCUAAUACUUAAACUAUAGGAGCAGGUUAGUCUGUAUGUACUGUUACUCUUAAGGCCUGUCCUGCUGGAACAUAUAGUGUAUCAUCAUUAGAUACAGAUGGUAAUGGAUCAGGUUGUAAUAAAUGUGCUGUUAAUACUUACUCUGCUUAAGGUGCUACUUCUUGCACUCCUUGCACUAAUAAUCGUACCUCUCCAGCUGGAUCUACUGCUGUAACUGCUUGUGUAUGCCCAUAAGGAACAUCUGGUCCUACAGAUGGUAUCAGUUCAUGUUCUAUCACUACUAGUAGUGGCUCAAUAAACACUCUUUUUAUAUCAUUCAUUUUUAUUUUGGUGUCUUUAUUCUGA
Molecule: messenger RNA, 1197 nt
Organism: Tetrahymena thermophila SB210
Lineage: Eukaryota; Ciliophora; Oligohymenophorea; Hymenostomatida; Tetrahymenidae
Exons: 1
Source: RefSeq, a predicted model, not a curated record